UUUUAGCUGGCAGCUCAGGACAGCGCAGCGAAGCUCCGCUCCGCCGGCGGGGCGGGCGGGGCGGCAGCCGAGGGAGGACCGAGCCGGCAGGGCGGGCGGGCGGACGGGGCACCGGCGGAGAGAGGUUACCGCAGGCGAGCUGCAGCCAGCCGGGCUGCGGAGCGCCGCCGCCCCCGGCUCCCGCCCCGGCGGCUGCGAGCAGGGAGAGGCAGGGACAGACAGGCAGCGGCCUCCGGCGUCCCCUCGCUGCGGCCGCGGCUCACCCCGGGCUGGCGACUCGGUGCCUGGCUUCUCCCUCGCCGCAGCCGCGGCGCGCCGGGGCCCUGCAGAUGGCCAGUCCUGGGUUGGAGCUGGGAGAGGUUCAGCCUCCUGCCGAGCCCCCCCAGCCUGAGCUGGCCUUCACCGAGGCUCAGAAAUGGAUCGAGCAAGUGACGGGCAGAAGUUUUGGUGAGAAAGAUUUUCGUUCAGGAUUAGAAAACGGCAUUCUUCUGUGUGAGUUGCUGAAUGCAAUAAAGCCAGGAUUGGUAAAAAAGAUCAACAGACUACCGACCCCCAUUGCAGGUUUGGAUAAUAUCAUAUUAUUCUUAAGAGGCUGCAAAGAACUGGGACUUAAAGAAUCUCAGCUUUUUGAUCCUGGUGAUCUGCAGGACACAUCAAACAGAGUAACCAUCAAGAAUAUUGACUGUAGUAGGAAGCUGAAAAAUGUAUUAGUCACCAUUUAUUGGCUAGGGAAAGCAGCAAACAGCUGUACAUCAUAUAGUGGAUCAACCCUGAACCUGAAGGAGUUUGAAGGCUUCCUGGCACAAAUGAGAAAGGAAACAGAGGAUAUUGAGAGCCCCAAGCGCAGCAUUCGUGACAGCGGCUAUAUAGACUGCUGGGACUCUGAACGCAGUGAUUCCCUCUCCCCGCCUCGCCACGGCAGAGAUGAUUCCUUUGACAGUCUGGACUCCUUUGGCUCCCGCUCGCAGCAGACACCGUCUCCAGAUGUAGUGCUCAGAGGGAGUAGUGAUGGGAGAGGAAGUGACUCGGAAACUGACCUGCCACACAGAAAGAUGCCAGAUGUGAAAAAAGAUGAUAUGUUGGCGAGGCGGACCUCACAUGGUGAACCUAAAUCAGCUGUGCCUUUUAACCAGUACCUCCCAAACAAGAGUAAUCAGACUUGCUAUGUACCUGCUCCGCUUCGGAAAAAGAAAGCUGAACGAGAGGAGUACCGAAAGAGCUGGAGCACAGCCACGUCACCGCUCGGAGACAGACCUUUCAGCAAACUCCACCCUGAAACCAUAGAAGAAGAACUGAAUGAAACGUCAGGACUGUGUGAAAAGGAGAAAGUGGGCUCCAUGUCUCCUGAAGCAAGCUCCCUUAAAAAUCAAUUAGGUGUGAAUCAAAGUGAAGAAAACGCCGUAGAUCAGUCUCCUUCAUGUAGUGCAAAAGAAACAUCAGCACCCAAAGGGAAAGAUGUGGAAGAGAUCAGAAAGUUAAGAAGACUCGAAGAAGCUGGUAUUACGGUCAUGUCAGCAGCCCAGCGCUAUGGCAGUAAAAAGCCAGUAUGUGAAGACAGUGGAAGCACCCCAGAUAUCAUCCUUCGCAAAGACAACCCCUUCAUGACACAUUAUCAAGGAAAGGAUUCUGGUUCAGAAGAUGAAGCAGCCAGCAGAGUUCCUGAUUUAGAAAAGGAUGACUUUGCCACCCGGAGAGCCAGAAUGAAUCAACCCAAGCACAUAGUUCCAUUUAACUCCUUUUUAGUUGGAUCCUGUACAAGUAAAGAGAAAGGUAAACUGGAAGAUGUUAAAAAGCCAUUGCAGAUGGAAAAAAAGGAACAUGCAAGAAGAAGAAGGGUGCACAUGACAUCAGUAAGGCAAACAGCUACAAAUAAAGAGAACCCGCUUCUGCAAAAUGAGAAGACUGAGUCAGAGGAGGAACAGCAGGUGAAAGAGCUUGAUAAUGAGAGAGAUGAUUUGGCAAAACGGAAAUCUCAAAGCAUCCUUCCUCAGCUACAAGAAGAUGUGCUUUUUGUCAAUGCCUCUAUAACAAAAGCAGACCUGGAGACCUGGAAAAGAUUGAAACUGUCUGGGGAGCCCAGAGAAGAAGAUUUCAGAUGUUCCAGCAACACUCUGCCACCAACUGAUACCACGGUGAAAGCAGUAGCCCAUGAUGAUUUUGCUGUCCGCAAAACCAGAGCAAACAGAAAGGCUGGUAGCCCCAAGCAGAAGUUUGUGCAUUUUGGGCCAGUAACUGAGAUUGAUCAACAGAAGUGGGACAAGCUCGUUAUUGGCAGAGUUUCAUCCAAGAGUGGAACAGAAGAGGAAAGCAGGAAAGAUGGUGUGGAAAGUCUCUCUGGUGUUGAAAGCUCUCCUUCAACCGCUGCUGUCAGUCUUGGGUUUGCUGAAUACAGCAGUGAAGUAUCUGAGCCAGAAAAUGAAUCCAGUGAGGGAGGAGUCAAGUCAGGUACAGAUGACUCUUGCAGGAGAAUUCCUGUACCAGCUUCUGAUGACAUCUCUGAGGAACAAACCCCAUGGAGUUUGAGCAAACAGCAAGAAAGUGCCAAGGAAGAAUAUGACAGGAAUUUACCAGAUAUAGAGAGAGAUGAUAUGUUGGUUAGAAGGAUGGGAAUUUUUCUGAGGCGUACCACAAGCUCCAUUCCCAUAAAUUGUCCACCCUUGUCAGUAGCUCCUUAUCUGCUGCAGCAGCAGCAAGAGGAGGCUGUAGCUCGUGAAAAGGAUUUGAAGACUCUGCAGGAAGGAGAAAGUACUGUCACACAAGAAGAGAGCCAAGAACAGCUUGAAAUCCCUCAGCUGCAGAGUGAUGGAACAGAAAACAAAAUGAAAUUUCCAGACCCUCAAAGAGAUGACAUGUUAGCCAGAAGAACUGGAGCUUUUCUUAAACAGCCUGGGCCCAGUGUUAAGCAGUUCCUUCCCAUGCCAUUUUCAAAGCAGCAGAAUAAGCAGGGCACAGCUACAGAACUUGAGAAGAAAACCGCAAGGCCUGAAAAAUGUCCACAAGUCUACACUAAUAGCUCUGGAAAACCUGCAAUAGAACCACCACAAGAACAGCAGCAAGGGCAGGAGGACAGUCUCCCACCUACAGGACAAGAUGAGAUUACUAGUACUGCCCAAGUGGCUGAAGAUGGCAACAAUGAAAUCCACCUUGGUCAGACAUCUAAGCUUCAGGAGGUUCCUGAGGAAAACAAAAUGGAAACACUUUCAUCCAAGGAUGAGCAUCUGCAAACAUUCGGCCCCAGAACUGCUGUGUCUGAUGACGCAGAGAGUAUGAGUAUGUUUGACAUGAGAUGUGAAGAAGAAGCUGUGGCUCAGCCUCAUAGCAAAGCUCGCCACGAGAAGCUGCAGAAUAUAAACAACCAGCUGAAAGAGGACGAGACCAGAUGGCAAGAUGACCUGGCUCGGUGGAAGAGUCGUCGAAGGAGCGCUUCACAGGAUUUGAUUAAAAAGGAAGCUGAGAGAAAGAAAAUGGAGAGGUUGUUGGCUGGAGAUGGGACAAAUGAGCGCAGAAAAAGCAUCAAAACCUACCGAGAAAUCGUGGAGGAGAAAGAGAGAAGAGAGCGGGAGCUUCAUGAGGCAUAUAAGAAUGCAAAGACACAGGAGGAGGCUGAGAGCAUCCUCCAGCAGUACACUGAAAGAUUCACUAUCAGUGAAGCUGUCCUUGAGCGUUUGCAGAUGCCAAAAAUUCUAGAAAGAAGCCAUUCAGUGGAACCAAAUUCCCCACUGAAAGACACAAAUCCUCUGAGAUACUUAAGGCAACAGUCACUUCCUGCUCCAAAAUUCACUGCCACGAUUGAAGCAACCAUUGUUCCCACCACUGAACUAGAGCCCAGCAGUUCAACAGGAUGCACAUCUCCCAGCAGAAGUGUCUCCAAGGCUGUGCCUAUGCUGACACCCAAGCCUUAUUCACAACCCAAAAAUACACAGGAAGUGUUAAAGAACUUUAAGGUAGAUGGAAAAGUCAGCAUGAAUGGAGAAAACGUCAAUGGCAUGGAAGAAAAGGAUAAAGAAUGUACAACAGUAAUAUUUACUACUUCACCAACCAGAUCUCUGAAAUUUGAUGGAGUAGCCAGAGGGGACAAGCCCCCGGUAGAGUUGAAGAAGGACCCCCCAAGUGUUGAGCUCGGUUUACAGAGGCCUGCCACUCAGAGUGUGCACAAAGAGCCAACAGCCUCCCCAGUGGAACUGGAUGGAGCUGCCAGCCUGCAAGCCGAGCCCACCCCCAGCAGUGCGACACCUGCCCCCCCGGAGUGCCCAUCCCCAGAUCAAAAGCAAUUCAAGUCAACUGCAGCUUGUUCCAGCCCUGUUGUGAAGAGAUUAGAAUUUCUUCCCAGUCCUGUCCCUUCAGAGGAAACUGUUUCAAGCAAGAAAGAUGUGAAGAAAGCUGAAAUAGAGCAGCAGAAGGAAGCAGAGCUCCCUCCUACACAGGAGGUGAUUAAAGCAAAACCUCUGGAAGAAAAGGGGAGUGUAGUGCUGCCAUUUUUAAAGAAACUGCCCGAAACCAGCCAAGUUACUCUGCAUAACUCUGGUCUACAAGAGCUGCCCCGCGGGGCCGUGGUUCCGCUUAGGGUCCGCAACCACUGGCGGCGCUCACAGUUUUUCUCGCAGUCAGCUGAUUCUGAUACUGGUGAUAAAUCAAAUCGUUUCAAUUUCUGGUCCUGGGAUCCAGAAGAAGAGCGAAAGCGCCAGGAAAGGUGGCAGCAUGAACAAGAACGCUUGCUUCAGGAGAAAUACCAGAAGGAACAGUACAAGCUGAAAGAGGAAUGGGAAAAGGCCCAGAGAGAAGUUGAAGAGGAGGAGCGUAGAUACUAUGAGGAGGAACGAAAGAUAAUUGAGGAUACUGUAGUUCCAUUCAUUGUUUCUUCAAACUCUGCUGAGCUCCUCUCCUCUUCUUCCUCUACCACUGAAGGAAACAAGACAGUGAACUCAACUGAUUCAAACAGCUGUCCAGGGGAAGGCAAGCAAAAAGAAGUUCUGAAGCAGAAAAAACUGCUCUGGGAGCAGGACGGUAUGUCAUCUCUGACAAGCAAGGAAAGUGAGCUCUGGCAAGAAAAGAGGAGUGGAAAUAAAGUGCUCUCAGGAUACCCAGGGACUGGUAUCUUGAAAGGAGGAAGUGAACAGGAGCACCACAUGCCGGUGAUGGAGCGCAGCUCACCUGCCAGACUGAAUCUGCCACUGGCUCAGGAUGAGAAUGUCUCCUGGAAUCAGCAGUUGCUGACAAAGCGAUCUCCACAGUGUGCAGAGGACGUUCGGCAGAGACCGUUCCUGGGCCAGACUGUGGGACAGCAACCAAGCUCUGCAGGGGAAGCAAGGAGGGCAGGCUAUCAUGAGAACUUCCGAUCUGGGCCGUCAUCUCCCUGCUCUCCUGCUGCUCUGAGUCAGUCACCCAACAGGUACUAAAGGUCUGUCAGCGGGAAGAAGCUGUGUUCUACCUGUGGUCUCCCUCUUGGAAAAGGAGCUGCCAUGAUUAUUGAAACACUCGGUCUUUAUUUCCAUAUUCAGUGCUUCAGGUGUGGUGUUUGCAAGGGCCAGCUGGGAGAUGCAGCGAGUGGCACAGAUGUCAGGAUUAGAAAUGGUCUUCUUAACUGCAACGAUUGUUACAUCCGAUCCAGAACUGCUGGACAGCCAACUACAUUGUGACAUGACUUUCAGUCCUAAUAAAUUUCAAGAAGGAACUCUCUUCUCAUAUGUAUCGGCUGCCUCCAGACAAUCACUUGUAAAAGCUUGAAUCCAUGGACAUGAUGGCUCUCAUCUCAUUUUUAAAAACUCACAAAAAGCUGCACCUGCUCCUUUGAAAUGCAAUGUGUUGGUUUUUGCUUCCUUAAGAAAUUUGCAAAAUAUGUAUGACCAUGUUUGGGAAGGCAAAGCCUAAGUACUAUAAAAAAAAAAAGCAAAACCACCUUUCAGGUAUGCUUAUGAUACCCAGUCUAUUACCUUGUUCUGUUGAAAGUAAUAAGAGAAUAAACAUGCAAUAAAGCUGUUUUGUUUUAAUAUUUCUAGCAAUUAAAAAGUUUAAGUUUACAAAACCUUUAUAGAAUAUGCCAACUUGAGCUGAAAAGUAAUUUUGAGAUAGUAUCUAAUCAGUGCAUUUGAAAAACUAAACAUCACAGCACAACUUCUCUGUUAUAACUGAAGCUAUAACUUUUUUUAUACAGAGACUAGUUUGAUAAUACAUCCUGUACUUCUGAAGCAUUUUUUGUUUAUAUUACCUUCGAUGGAGGGUAGAAGUUAAACAAAUAAAUUAUUGCACCUUUAGUCAUAGGACUUUUUGUUUGUGUACCUCAAGUAAUGUUCAUGACUAUAGCUUAAUAUUCUCUGAAAUAAAGAUUUCUUCAUUAAACCUAAA
Molecule: messenger RNA, 6342 nt
Organism: Vidua macroura (Pin-tailed whydah)
Lineage: Eukaryota; Metazoa; Chordata; Aves; Passeriformes; Viduidae
Gene: LIMCH1
Product: LIM and calponin homology domains 1
Exons: 35
Biological process (GO): regulation of focal adhesion assembly; positive regulation of stress fiber assembly
Cellular component (GO): stress fiber
Molecular function (GO): myosin II head/neck binding
Source: RefSeq, a predicted model, not a curated record